Nicotiana tabacum (common tobacco) is the source of this 1891-nucleotide messenger RNA. Lineage: Eukaryota; Viridiplantae; Streptophyta; Magnoliopsida; Solanales; Solanaceae. The record is from RefSeq and is a predicted model, not a curated record.
ACAAAGUACACAAGUUUUAAUAGGCAUCUCAGCUGCAAACCUGUCGCAAAAACCCUAAUCUCAGAAAGUUCGCUAAGGUUUCUGUCAAAACCUAACCAGCACUUCUUCACCGGCGGAACACCGAACCUUCGGCCGUCCGGCAGAGAACGUCACCUCAAAUGGACUUCGAUGAGUACGAUUAUCUGGAGAAGACUGUAGAAGAGCCCAACGGUGGUCCUUCUACAAAGAGCAAAGACAACAACAACAGCAGCGCCGAGAAGGAGAAGAGCGAGAAAGCCUAUCGCCGAAGGGAGAGAGACGGGAGCGAGGAAUACGCCGCCGAGGACGACAAUAGAGAUCGACGUAGUAGCAAAAGGUCUCGCGGCGACGGCGAAAAGGAUAAGGAGAGAGAUAAAGAUAGAGAUAGGGAAAGGGAAAGGUCGUCGAGGCAUCGGAGCAGGGAGCGAGAAUCGGAGAGAGACAGAGAGAGAAGCUCAAAGGACCGAGACCGAGAACGUGACAGAGAGAAGAGGGAGAAGGAGAAGGAGAAAGAGAGGGAGAAGGAGAAGGAACGAGAGAGGGAGAGGAAGAGUAGAGAUCGGGAUAGGGAGAGAGAUAAGGAACGGGAGAAGGAGAAGGAGAAGGAGAAGGAGAAGGAGAAGGAUAGAGAGAGGGAGAGGUCAAGGAGGAGCCGGAGUCGCUCCAGGAUUGAACGAGAGCGAGAGAAGGAGCUGUCAAGAGACGUCGAGCGUGAACGUGACUUUGAAUCACGAGACAGCAGGAGAUUCAAGGAGAAGAAAGAAAAAAUUGAACCAGAAGCUGAUCCAGAAAGGGACCAGAGAACUGUUUUUGCUUACCAGGUAGGUUUCGAUGUCUUUGUUUCUGCCUUGUUCAUCUCCAUACCUGAGCAUUUCNCUAGAGUGUCAAGGCCUAGUACUGCCAUUGCUAGGGCUGUCAUGUCCUUUCCCUGGAUGUCUUCUGUCACCAACCAGUACAUUGAGUUUUAUGAUGCUAUGUCUGUGCCAAUGGCUAUUGCUUUAUCCGGUCGCUUGCUUUUUGGCCAACCAGUCAUGGUAAAACCUUCUGAAGCUGAAAAAAACCUUGUUCAGUCAACUGCGUCUGGUGGUGGAUCAGGGUUGGCAGGGCCAAAUGCUGCCUCAGAGAGAAAACUUUAUGUAGGAAAUCUUCAUUUCAACAUGACAGAGUUACAGCUUAGACAGAUUUUUGAAGCUUUUGGGCCAGUAGAGCUUGUACAAUUACCUACAGAUCCUGAAACAGGGCAUUGUAAGGGGUUUGGAUUUGUCCAAUUUGCUCAACUCGAACAUGCAAAGGCAGCUCAAAGCUUGAAUGGCAAGCUUGAAAUUGCGGGUCGCACCAUCAAGGUUUCAUCCGUUACUGAACAUGUCGGAGUACAAGAUGCUGGAGCUAAAACUGCAGAUUUUGAUGAUGAUGAAGGGGGUGGCUUGGCCUUAAAUGCUCAGUCAAGGGCCAUGCUUAUGGCAAAGUUGGACCGCAGCGGUGUUGCUUCAAGUGUUGCGGGUACACUUGGAGUUCCUGCACUUAAUGGAGCAGCUCCAGCUCAGAUGAGCAUGCCCAUAGGUGGGGCAACAGCUUUUCCGAAUAUGCUCCCAACGCAAGUCAUUGCUGCCAUGGCUCCUGAACCCAUUGGAAUUCCCAGCGAGUGUUUGCUAUUAAAAAAUAUGUUUGAUCCUGCAACCGAGACGGAUCCAGAAUUUGAUUUGGAUAUUAAAGAUGAUGUAAAGGAGGAGUGUUCCAAGUAUGGCAGGGUCAAGCACAUCCAUGUGGACAAGAAUAGCUCUGGUUACGUAUACUUGCGGUUUGAUAGCGCCGAAGGUGCAUCUCGUGCUCAACAAGCUAUGCACAAGAGAUGGUUUGCUGGCAGAUCGAUUUC